GGAACAAACAGGUGGUUAGUUAGGUUUAAUCAUAGAUUUCCAAACAGGAGAAAGAUAAGGAACGCUGGAUAGGUCAGUGACCAACAGUUUGGAAUUUUUUUAAAUAUUAUAAGACUCGUAAAAAUCUAAAUCAAAAAUUGAAAAACUAUUUUGAAUGACUUUAGAAGAAGAAAAAUUAAACCGAAACAUUAGUGAACGAAUGUUCCAGUAGAGGGCGCUUUGGAAUGCCUAAAACGUAGAAUUUCGGAAUAUCAUUUUUCCCAAUUUGAGGUCGAUGAAUAUCUUAACCUCACCCGUGUUUGUUUACAACAAAAUGCUUUCGUGUUUGACAACAAAUUUUACCAUAUGACCAAUGGUCUUGCCAUGGGAAAUCCUUUGAGCCCUAUACUUAGUGACAUCUAUAUUCAUUAUUUUGAAAGUAAACUAUUCAAAAUCUUAACUUUCCCCUUUUAUAAAAGAUAUGUUGAUGACAGUUUUGCUUUGUCAGACGAAAAUAAUUGUAAUUUUGACCUAAUUCUUAAUGUUAUGAACAGCAUUGAUUCUUGCAUUCAGUUCACCUUUGAAUUAGAGACUAAUCAAAAACUUCCUUUCUUUGAUGUUCUUGUGACUCGGAAUGAUAAUUCAUUCCAUACUACUGUCUUUCGUAAACCUUUUGCUGUUUCUCUUACCCCUCAUUACAAAUCCUCCCAACCAAAAACUUGCCUCUUUCGGUCUUUUGUCUACCGUGCUGUUGAUAUUUGUUGUAACAUUGAUUUUCUUGAUGCAGAAUUAAAUUACAGAGGUUAUUCUUCUAACAUUAUUGAUAAUAUUUAUAAAAACUUAACUAAACAAUCGCCUACCGAUAAACCUUCCAAAGAAUUUUCUAACAACUUAGUCAUUUUACCCUAUUUUCCUAAAAUAAGUCUGCAAGUUGCUAAUAUCCUAAAGAAGUUUGAUUUUAAUAUUAUUUUCAGUCUCAUUAAUAAGAUAAAAUUUUCUAAUCUCAAACAGCCCAUUGACAGUCAAAAUAGCUGGGGUAUAUACCAAAUUAAUUGCCAAUGCGGCCUUUCAUAUAUUGGCCAAACUAAGCGUGCCUUAAAGUGCCAUGUCAAGGAACAUGAAGCUUAUGUCAAAAAAAAAAAAAUUUAAACGCUCAUCUAUUGCCCAACAUUGUUGGGACUAGUAAACUUUCUUCCCCCCUCGUCGUGACUGGAUUGAUAGAUAUCAAUGUGUAUUGAAAGUAACACAUCUAAAUUAUCACAAAGAGCUUCGGCUGCUUGAUUUUUUUUAUUUAGGUAAAAGCAGCACAUCACACAUCUAAACUAAACAUAUAUAAGAAAUAUCCAUCUAAAACAUAUCAGUGGCGACAAAAAUAGUCCUGCUCGGAAGAGCGUCCAACCUCUACUAUCCUCUCUAGCUUUGGCCUCUCUCCCUUUCUCUCUCUCUCCUUUCUCUUCUCAGCUACUUUCGUUUUCAAUCUUUGCAGGACUGUAAUCCAGAGAUGCCAACUAUUACGGAUUUACCGUAAUUAUUACGGAUUUUAUGACAACAUUACGCUAUUACGGGCUACUCCCCCAAAAUUACGGAAAAAUAAUUUUCAACUCAUCCAAAAGUUUCAUUUUUAUUCUAUAAUUUUUCCCUUUAAGAAUCAUUCUCAUUGAAUCGUAUUGGUCGAUGAGGACGGUGAUCCGAAAUGGAUCCCGGUGAUCCCAU
Molecule: messenger RNA, 1692 nt
Organism: Parasteatoda tepidariorum (common house spider)
Lineage: Eukaryota; Metazoa; Arthropoda; Arachnida; Araneae; Theridiidae
Source: RefSeq, a predicted model, not a curated record